Periophthalmus magnuspinnatus is the source of this 3112-nucleotide messenger RNA. RefSeq names its product GTPase IMAP family member 9 (gene gimapl). Bases 131 to 934 code for a protein of 267 amino acids. NCBI's taxonomy places the organism in Eukaryota, Metazoa, Chordata, Actinopteri, Gobiiformes, Gobiidae. The transcript is spliced from 3 exons. Gene Ontology annotation, molecular function: GTP binding. The record is from RefSeq and is a predicted model, not a curated record.
AGUUGUUACGAGUGUGACUAAUGACUGACGCAUCUGUCAAAAAGUACAGGAAGUUCGACAAAAAGGCAAACUUCUAUCCUUCUCUGGAUCACCUUUUGAACAAAGUCCACAUAGUCGGGUAAACUCGGUCAUGGACUCUAGCAGCCCCGCUGAGACUAAAGACGUUGCCACUGACGUCACAGUGGAGACCAAACAGGACAGUGCAGCUGCAGCACCUGUGCCCCACUUGGAUGAGAUCCGUCUGGUGGUGCUGGGCUGGAGGUGGCCCGGGAAGAGCCUGACAGGAAACACCAUCCUGGGCAGAGAGGACUUUCGAUUGGAGCGUGCUGCAGAGUUUUGUGUGAAGAGACAGACAGAGGUAAAGGGGCGACAGGUAACUGUAGUGGACACCCCGGGCUGGUUCUCUGCACAGGACACACCACCCUCCUAUAAACAGGAACUAGUAAAAGGGGCCACUCUCUGUCCCCCUGGUCCUCAUGCCUUCCUCCUGGUCAUUCCAGUGGGAAUGUUCACAGACGUGGACCGGUCCCGCAUUGAGGAACACGUCAGUCUUUUUGGUGAAAAUGUCUGGAAACACACAAUAGUGGUGUUCCCCUGGGUGGAACUUUUAAGGAAGAUUUCUGUAGAUCGCUACAUUCGAAGAGAGGGCGAGGAUCUUCUGUGGGUGCUGGAGAAGUGCAAGCGGAGGUACUUUGUCAUUAAUAACUGUGUAUUUGGAGAGCACCCUCAGGUGGGACGCUUAAUGGAGAGAGUGGAAAAGUUGGUGGCUGAAGAAGGGGGGCAUUUUGUCCCACAGGAAAAGGUAGAGGAAAAGAAACCACAAAAUGACAAUCAGAACCAGGAUAGAGAUGUCAGAGAGCUUGGGGCACGGCCCAAACAAAACUCUGGGCUGUCGCUGUCAAAAGCGAUGGAAGUGGAACCAGUUUCAAAUUAACCUGAUACCUGUGACAGUACAUGAGAAACUCUCCUCUCUGAUGGUAAAGAUGAUCUAUUUUUCAAAAUGGUUGUUACUGAAAUGCUAAGAAUGUAAAAAAAAAACUGUGUGACUAUUUAUUUUUAAUCAAACAUUUUAAUUUGGUAAUAUGUGUGUGUGCAUACAUGCAAACAGAAACAAUGGGAGUUAAUUAAGCAAUUAUCUAUAUCAGUUACUGACUUGUAUGAAUGAUAAUUAAAAAGCGCAAGCUGUUAUGUUGACAGACAUUACCAUUUUUAACAGUAGAACACUCCUAUGAAGUCUAUUGUUCAGGAAAGAUGCACUAGAACAUUGUUACUACAGUGCUGUAAACUGUAAAAUGUAUUUAGUAGUUUCAAUUUUAAUGACCAAACCUUUCUUUUUUAAAUGUAUAUUACCAUUAAAAUGGUAUAAUGUAUAGUGUGUAUGUUGUCAUUUUAGCUCCUGCCCUAGCUGUAGCUGCAUACUUUAAUGUAAUUAAUAAUUAAUAAUGUAAUUGUAUCAUAUAAAAACAACCUUUCAAAAGACAAAUCCAUCUUGUGACUGUAUUGUACUGCAAACUUGUUCAAAUUAGGAAAACCUUAAACUAUACACAGAUUAAAUAAAGUUACUUCUAUUUAGUUAAUGACACAACAAGCAAUAAUAUAGUAAUAUAUACAGUAGUCUUCUCUGUUAAUGGUAAUCACGGUGUACAAGACAUUUGUGUUUGUACUGUAUGCUCUAAAGAUAUAUAUACUACUGUCACACUGUCUCUUCUCUCAGCGAUACUCCUGUUAGUUACAGCUGUUAUGGACAGGGCCUUGUUCUUUGUUCCACGUAAGUGCUUUGUUUGUGAGGCUCAUGUCUCUGGCUGCUUUUCCCAUGUUAUUAUAAACCGUAAUACACAACAGUCAUUGUGUAUUUAAAUCAAGCAAUUUCAAUAAAUAAACAUUUAUAAUGUAAGACUUCUUAUAAAUAUUGUAUCACUUCAGGAAAUAACUCAGGGGAAACUUGAGGAAGGGAAAGGUCAUUCCUGGACAAAAGGCGUGGCGCGCACUGACGUUUUUAUUUCUUCCUGGAUUGUGCAAUUAUGUGUUUUCUCCUCCAGAUGGCAGUAAGAGGCCAUGUCCAAAACAGCGUUGGAAGUUCUCUUGACCUUGCGUUCCAUUAUAUUUAUUACCAUGAUAUAAAGGGGGUAAUUGCUACAUGCAAACAUAAUUAACACUCUUUUCAGCCCAUGGUAAACGUGUCUACGGGUGACAUAUUUAUUUGGCAGUACAACCCCACCCCACCCCACCCAAUCCCACCACACCCAGGCCAACAUUAUAAAUAUGAAUGGUCCUUAACAUGUUGCUAAAGGUUAAAAGCAUAAAAUAAAAUAAAAUAAAAAAUCAUCACCUACUUCUACCAAAAACAACACUUUGCUUUAAAGAACAUAUUUAUUAUUUCCAAAGUAAUCAAAACAAUUACACAAAUUACAGAUGUGUGAUAUUGUGAGAUUUGGACACCUGCUUUGUGCUCUGGAGAAAUGUCAUAUGAGUAAACCAGAACCUUUGUUUUUGAGUCAAUUCAAAUGCCAGCAUGUCCUUUGAGAGAAACAAAGAAAUAAACCGUAUUUGAUCUUUUAUGUUUAAGCUGAUACAAAACCUCUCUGUCACAUUACCUGGUGAACAAACACACUCUUGCAGUUACAGGUGACAAGUGCACAUCAAAAACAGAUGAUUCUUUUCUUUAGACUUGGAGAGAUGUUAUGGCAAUGAAAACAUGUCAUGAGUAAUUUUGCUGUAAAACAACCCAUAUGUACUAUAUGUUCUGAAUCUUUUUGUUGAUUUUGUUGUGAAUUACUUUGCGUGUUAAGGUUCUAGCUAAUCUGAACAUGAGCAAAUGUGUAUUUUAAUAGCAUUAUGAUAAUAUGAUGAAAAUGAAUUGUAUUAGAAAUGGUUAAUUGAUUGAAAUUGUCGUGGUCUGAGGAUCUGCAGUUGAGGUACAUCUUUCAUCUUGCUAACGUACUGAAUAUUCUUUGGUCUUGAGAUGAAGGAGAUAAGCAGCAGACUGUAUUCAUUAGUAAAUUAUAAAAUUAUUUUCUGAAAAGCGAAUGGGUAUCAUUGCACAUUUGAUUUCUCGUAAUGACUGCUGAAUAUUGACUGUAAAAAAUAAAAAUGUAUUUCUGAAGAGAUACUG